ACCUCAACUCAAAAAUGCAUUUGCAAACCCAACCACCCAAAGGAAACCACUUUAAGUGUAAAUACCAUAGACUGUAUAUAUAUAAGGUAAAUACACACACACAAAUACAGAAUCAUAAGCCUGAAAAUGAUAAAAGCUGUCAAUUUACCAAAACACAGCAAUUUAAGAUAGCAUGUAAGCAUUUUUUUUUGAGGAAUUACCCUUGAUAUCUACAGUCUAUGGGUGAACACAUAUUUCUGUGCGUUACUGUGUUACAACUCAGAAUCAGAAUAACUUUAUUCGUCCCACAAAGGGGACAUUUACAUUUGUUACAGCAGAAAAGAGCCAAAGACAGCUUAAUGAUAUAGCUUAACUAACACAUUGUGAGUUUGCAAAAUGUAAAGUUUCUAGAGGAAUUACCUGGAAGUUGAACUAUGAUGUAAUCCCAAAAAUAUAUGACUUGUAUACAAUACAUCAGUUUGCAAAUGUGGUAUAUUUCCUCAAUAAAGCUGCACACUAAGCUUUAGGUUGAACUUAAAUAAAUGAUUCAUCUUUGAGGGCAUUUCACAACAAGUCCACACACAGACUGGGGAGUGUUUUUCCACAUUCACAGCUGAUAUGUUGGUAAUUAGUCAUAAAGUUGGUUGAAGACAAUACACACAGCCAGAAGGCACUACGUACGUAAUUAUAAGGUUGCAUCAGGUCCUCAGGAGUGUGUAGCCGCGAGCCAAUAACAAUAACCUAUUUUGAGCGGACUAUUUGAACGAGCCAAAAUGAAGCUCGCUGAUUGGUUAAGGGAAACAUCAGUCGGAGUAGGAUCGUAUCAUGGAAUAGGUUUUUUUUUCAAUUCCAGUGACAGUCAUUGAUGAAUAUAAGUUCAUUAUGGAUCUGAAGUAAAAUUUUCAUGACAAUAGUGUUAGAUUUUAAGGAAAACGAUACCAAAAACAUUCGCUGUGUAUUAAAAUGUUUUCUAGUAAAACCAAAAGUGGGUGAAGUCUAUUCUUAAACCCAGGCGUUUGAUUGGUUGCUUGUCCUGUGACGUCAGUAAGUGGGCGUGAGCGAUAUUAACAUCAACAAAAGACAGAAGAGAAAGGAGAAAGAAGCGACAAGACGAGAACGACUAACGUUAUACGUUACAGCAGAAGAAAACAAAUAUGUGGAUUUGAGCUGCCAUAACAGAAACUAAGAAAUCACUUCCUGCAGUGCCAGCCAAGAAAUGGAUGCCUUCAAGCUGUUGAAGGAGCUGAGGGUGAACUAUGAGCAGGAGGCUCAUUAUCUCCCCAAAGAGACGGGGCUGAGGCUCAUUGAAUCCACUACAGAGGAUGACAGUCGGAUUUCAGCCAAGUGCAGAGAUGCCAAAGUGGAGGAUCUGUGGAGUCUGACCAGCUUCUUCGGAUACAGCACCCAGACGUUCGUCCUGGCUGUUAACUUGUUGGACAGAUUCCUGGCCAUGAUCAGGAUCCAGCCAAAGCACCUCUCCUGCGUGAGCGUCAGCUGCCUCCACAUGGCGGCCAAAGUGACGGAGGAGGAGUGCAACCUCGCCCCCCCGGUGGAGCUCAUCCGCAUCGGACAGUGCCGCUUCACCGCCUCCGACCUCUGCCGAAUGGAGAAGAUCGUCGCAGAGAAACUCAACUUCAAGUCCAAAGCCGUCACUGCCUUAACCUUCCUGGACCUGUACCACCAGAUCGCACUUUUAGACUGCACAGACAGAAAGGAGAUCCUCAGCCUGGAGAAACUGGAAGCUCAACUCAAAGCCUGUCUGUGCCGGAUCUCCUUCUCUAAAGCAAAGCCGUCCGUCCUAGCCUUGUCUCUCCUGAGGCAGGAGAUCCACGCCGUUCAGUCGGAGGACAUGCUGGAAAUAGCCCGUCACAUCCAGAGACACCUCAAGAUUACUGACGUGGAGCUGCGGCUGUGGAGUGAGCGGGUGGCUCGCUGUCUGUCGGACUACUCCUCGCCUGAAUGCAGCAAACCCAAUCACAGGAAGCUGCAGUGGAUCGUGUCGCGGCGGACCGCUCAGAACCUGCACAGCUACCGCACCGUGCCCGAGCUGCCCACCAUCCCAGAGCACUGCUGGGACGAGAGCGAGAGGUGAGCGCCCCAAACGCACCUGAGCAGAAACCGACACUUUGAGAGUCUCAAACACACCUGAGCAAGAUACUGUCAGAGCCCAACACACACCUUAUAGAGAAACUAACACUGACAGAGUCUCAAACACACCUGAGCAAGACACUGUCAGAGCCCAACACACACCUAACAGAGAAACUGUCACUGUCAGAGCCUCAAACACACCUGAGUAAGACACUGUCAGAGCCCAACACACACCUAAGUAGAAACUGUCAUUGUCAGAGCCCAACACACACCUUACAGAGAAACAGUCAUUAUCAGAGCCUCAAACACCUGAGCAGAAACUGUCACUGUCCGAGCCUCAAACACACCUGAGCGAGCUAUUUAAAGAGCAUUAAACACACCUGAGCUGUCAGAGCCUCAAACGCAUCCGAACAAGAUACUUUUAAAGCCUCAGACACUCCUGAGCGAGACACUUUAAGAGUCUGAAAUACCCCAGAGCCCAGAACUCCCCUUACAGAGAAACUGACACGUAUGGCGCAUUUCCACUGCAGCACGUAGCACGGUUGAAGCGUGCCGUGCCAAACCCGGUCC
This is a messenger RNA of Notothenia coriiceps (black rockcod), 2637 nucleotides long. It is a transcript of the gene ccng2, whose product is annotated as cyclin G2. The transcript is spliced from 7 exons. Lineage: Eukaryota; Metazoa; Chordata; Actinopteri; Perciformes; Nototheniidae. The coding region runs from base 1196 to 2071 and encodes 291 amino acids. The record is from RefSeq and is a predicted model, not a curated record.